AAUAAGUAAAUAGAAUAAUAGAAAUGCGAGAGUUAACUUAUGUCAUGAAUCCAAAAGGUUUUCAUGUUAAUGAUGUUAAGAACACUGAAAAAUAAUAGCCCAUCACUACCAUGACGUCACUUCCGGCCUUUAUUGUGAAGCAGUCAGCGGAAGUGAACGCCGGCAGUGACGCGAACAUGGUGGACAGUGUUUCCGCAGAGAAGGUUGCUCCUCGGUGGGAUUUGACGGAACAUGAUGAAGAAACGGGACCCGCUGCAUUCUGAGAGCCAACCCUGCAGUGAAGAUGAGAACAUGGUUCCUGUUCUGACCUCCAGAAGAGCCAGUGAACUCCCGGUUAAUGAAGUAGUGUGCACCCUGCAGGCCGACCUGCAGGGGGGGCUAACCCAGGAGGAGGUGUGCCGGAGGAGGGCGUACCACGGCUGGAACGAGUUUGACAUCAGUGAGGAUGAGCCGCUGUGGAGGAAGUACAUGUCCCAGUUCAAGGACCCUCUCAUCCUGCUGCUCCUGGCGUCCGCCGUCAUCAGCGUCCUCAUGCGCCAGUUUGACGACGCCAUCAGCAUCACCGUGGCCAUCAUCAUCGUGGUGACGGUCGCCUUCGUGCAGGAGUAUCGUUCAGAGAAGUCUUUAGAGGAACUGGGGAAGUUGGUUCCUCCAGAAUGUCACUGCAUCAGGGAGGGGCGCCUGGAGCAGAUGCUGGCCCGGGACCUGGUUCCUGGGGACACGGUGUGCCUGUCAGUGGGGGAGAGGGUCCCUGCAGACCUGCGCCUGUUCGAGGCGUUGGAUCUGUCGGUGGACGAGUCCAGCCUAACGGGAGAGACCACGCCCUGCUCCAAGUCCACCGCCCCCCAGCCCACGGCUUCCAACAGAGAUAUCGCCUCCCGCAGCAACAUCGCCUUCAUGGGGACGCUGGUGCGCUGCGGGAAAGCCAAGGGCAUCGUCAUCGGAACAGGAGAGAACUCUGAGUUUGGGGAGAUCUUCAAGAUGAUGCAAGCUGAGGAGGCUCCAAAGACUCCUCUCCAGAAGAGCAUGGACCUCCUGGGGAAGCAGUUGUCCCUUUAUUCCUUCUGCAUCAUUGGGGUCAUCAUGCUGGUGGGCUGGCUGCAGGGGAAGAAGAUUCUGGACAUGUUCACCAUCGGUGUCAGUCUGGCAGUGGCUGCUAUUCCCGAGGGUCUGCCCAUCGUGGUCACGGUGACGCUGGCGCUUGGCGUGAUGCGAAUGGUGAAGAAGAGGGCCAUCGUGAAGAAAUUGCCCAUCGUAGAAACUCUGGGCUGCUGCAACGUCAUCUGCUCAGACAAAACAGGAACUCUCACCAAGAACGAGAUGACCGUCACGCAGCUGUUCACGGCAGACGGCCUCCACGCCGAGGUUACCGGCGUGGGCUACAACGGAGCCGGAGAGGUUUUACUGAGCGGAGAGGUUGUCCAGGGAUUCUCCUGCCCUUCAAUCAGCAAAAUCGUGGAGGCCGGCUGUGUGUGUAACGACUCGGUCAUCAGGAACAACAACCUGCUGGGCCGUCCCACCGAGGGCGCGCUCGUCGCCCUCGCCAUGAAGAUGGGGCUGGAGGGCGUGCAGCAGGAGUACGUCCGCCUGGAGGAGCAGCCCUUCUCCUCGGAGCAGAAGUGGAUGGCGGUCCGUUGCGUUCACCGCACCCAGCAGGAUAAGGCGGGGGUUUACUUCGUGAAGGGGGCGUUCGAGCAGGUGGUCCGCUUCUGCAGCUCCUACAGCAGCAGAGGGGCGGCGCUGCCGCUCAACAGCCAGCAGAGGGAGCUCUACCAGCAGCAGAUCAGCUACAUGGGCUCCUCCGGCCUGCGAGUGCUGGCCUUCGCCUCGGGCUCUCAGAUGGGAAACCUCACCUUCCUGGGCCUGGCGGGCAUCAUGGACCCCCCCAGAGAAGGAGUGAAAGAGGCCAUCAGCGCGCUCACCAGCUCUGGAGUCACAGUCAAGAUGAUCACCGGAGACUCUCAGGAGACCGCCAUGUCCAUAGCCAGCCGCCUGGGCCUCCUCUCCAAAGGAUGCCAGAGUCUGUCGGGAGAGGAGGUGGACCAUCUGGACCUGCAGCAGCUCUCGCACGUCGUCCUCAGAAUCGCUGUGUUUUAUCGAGCCAGCCCGCGACAUAAGCUAAAGAUCGUCAAGUCCCUGCAGAGCCUCGGCGCCGUGGUUGCCAUGACGGGGGAUGGCGUGAACGACGCCGUGGCUCUGAAGGCCGCCGACAUCGGCGUGGCGAUGGGCCAGACGGGCACGGACGUCUGCAAGGAGGCGGCAGACAUGAUCUUGGUGGAUGAUGACUUCCAGACCAUCAUGUCUGCCAUCGAGGAGGGAAAAGGGAUCUACAACAACAUCAAAAACUUUGUCCGCUUCCAGCUGAGCACGAGCAUCGCAGCUCUCACCCUCAUCUCCUUGGCAACGCUGAUGAACUUCCCCAACCCUCUGAACGCCAUGCAGAUCCUGUGGAUCAAUAUCAUCAUGGACGGACCGCCGGCUCAGAGUUUGGGGGUGGAGCCUGUGGACCGUGACGUGAUCCGGAAACCCCCCCGCAACGUCAAAGACAGCAUCAUCACGCGCGGCCUCAUCGCGAAGGUCCUGGUGUCGGCCAUGAUCAUCGUCUGCGGGACUCUGUUCGUCUUCUGGAGAGAGUUGCAGGACAACGUGAUCACGCCUCGAGACACCACCAUGACCUUCACCUGCUUCGUCCUGUUCGACAUGUUCAACGCUCUGAGCUCGCGCUCACAGACCCGGAUGGUCCAUGAGAUCGGGCUGUGCAGCAACCGGACCUUCUGCUACGCCGUCCUGGCCUCCCUCAUGGGUCAGCUGCUCGUCAUCUACUUCCCCCCCCUGCAGAGCGUCUUCCAGACGGAGAGCCUCAGCGUCUUCGACCUCCUGUUCCUGGUGGCCCUCACCUCAACCGUGUGCAUCGUCUCCGAGCUCAUCAAGAAGGUGGAGCGGGUGCGAGGAGCACAGAGGAGCCCCCCCACCGACAUAUUCCUGGAGGUAUGACGCCGAGCUGCACCCCUCCCCUCUCACAGGUGCAGCUGGCGGCUCCGCCUCCUCACACUGCAGACUGUUUGCUGAGGGCCCCCCUCCCCCCACAUCAGCUGACUGGAUUUGACUGCAAUGGCUGCUGGGAGAUUUCCCUGAUCUGCAGCUGCACCUUGAACUGCACCUUCCUGCCGCCGAGCGGCUCCGCGCCUCGAUGACGGCACACGGCACGUGCACACGUGGCCGUCGCCCUUUUAUACCGGUCACUUCUGAGGCGAUGACCACUAACUGCCCCCCCCCCCGUGUUUCUGGGACCAUCCAGCCCAGGUGGAGGUGUACCUGGACAAACGCCCCCUUCAACCAAAGCUCCUCUUCCUUUGAUCUUUGAAUCAGCUGACGGCGCCGCGGGUCCGGCCUGUGGCGGUGACAUCAUCACAGGAGACGUCCACCUUUUCUAGGUUUUAACUGGUCAUUUUAACCCGAUGCCCCGCCCACUCUGCCGCCUGCAGCGACGUCUGCCAGGAGGAGAGACUCCGCCUCCAGAGGGCGCUGUUCGUCUUCACCUUUAGUUUUCAUGAAAGUUCUGUUCCACUGGAUUUUGCGACCCGGUUCUGAGAUUGCAGGGCUUCAGCAGGAAGUGCUGCUGCUGUGAACCGGGUCCGCUUUGGUACCGUCACACCCUGCUGCGACUCCGGUUCUGUGACCAACGGCUCUUUGAACUCACAUCUGGACCCGUUCUCCUCUGGUGCCUUAGAGCCGAACCGCACCCCCCCCUUCGGCUGUCCCUGUUUCAGUCCGCCGCGGCGCCGCUGAGACGGGCCUCAAGCAAUUAGUUGUUCCUGACAGCUUCUCUGACCGGCUGCUGUCCAGAACCGGGUCCAGUUUUCUUUGAUGUUAGUUCUGGGUUUCUUUUACUGUACUGAUCCGACACUGGAGUGUUUGGACUCUUUAGUUCUGCUUCAAUAAAGUAUUUGGGUUUGGACUUUUA
Molecule: messenger RNA, 3964 nt
Organism: Oryzias latipes (Japanese medaka)
Lineage: Eukaryota; Metazoa; Chordata; Actinopteri; Beloniformes; Adrianichthyidae
Gene: atp2c1
Product: ATPase secretory pathway Ca2+ transporting 1
Biological process (GO): calcium ion transport
Cellular component (GO): membrane
Molecular function (GO): ATP hydrolysis activity; ATP binding; P-type calcium transporter activity
Source: RefSeq, a predicted model, not a curated record